AUGUCGCCAGCCCACUCCCCGGACCACCAGCUCCCUUUGCCCUCGGACGAAGCAGAUGGCAUGCGCCAAACAGUCCUGGCCGAUGAUAGCAGCUCCGGUCAACCACCCAUGUACAACUCGCCAGCUGAUUGCGGCGUGAAUGAAUCAUCCCCCAGCUUCAUCUCCGGCGAACAUCAGCAGACUCACAUGGGUUAUCAUGAUUGCCAAACGGGGAUGAUCCAAGGCGAGCAUCAUGGACGGGCCAUGCCCAUGAUGCAGAACAUGCAAGGAGCACCAAGCUUUUAUUCGCCAUCGUACCUUGCUGCCGUGGAUGCUGGGCCGCAAUAUUCUUCUGGUUUCCCCCAGUUUGGCCAGGCCGGAUGCUUCGCGUCCCAAGAGGCAGCGGGCAUGCCGCAGAUUUCCACAAUGAUCCUACCUUACAAUGGCAGAGCGAGAACGUCGACGUCCACUCGGGGUCACACGGAGUCUAAGUGGACGGACGCGCACGCCGAGGUUCUCCGCCAAGGCAAGCAAGCGGGCAAGUCGGUCCCGGACAUCAUCAAAGAUCUCUACCAGAUCGACGGCGUGGAAAGAACACCGAACCAGGUGUCCAAGAGAUGGGCAAGAAUGAGGGAAAAUUGUGUGAAGAAACAUGACAUGGACUCGAUUGUCCACGCUGUAUGUCCAGAAAUGGUUCGAAUGCUCUUUGGUGAGCUGUCCAACCUCGAUGUUGCUGGUAUGCCCAACUUUGGUGUCCACCUGGCCGCAGCCGAGCGCCAGGCUAAAAGCAUCAUGGGAAAGCACGUGGCGAAGGGCGUGAAAGAAGUCGUUUUGAGUAUCUCCAGCAAGGAAGUGUUGCGCUCCGAGUAA
Neurospora hispaniola is the source of this 849-nucleotide messenger RNA. RefSeq lists its product as uncharacterized. The transcript is spliced from 2 exons. NCBI's taxonomy places the organism in Eukaryota, Fungi, Ascomycota, Sordariomycetes, Sordariales, Sordariaceae. The record is from RefSeq and is a predicted model, not a curated record. The coding region runs from base 1 to 849 and encodes 282 amino acids.